This is a messenger RNA of Pieris napi, 2852 nucleotides long. It is a transcript of the gene beta3GalTII, whose product is annotated as beta-1,3-galactosyltransferase 6. The record is from RefSeq and is a predicted model, not a curated record. Gene Ontology annotation, cellular component: membrane. The transcript has 4 exons. Gene Ontology annotation, biological process: glycosaminoglycan biosynthetic process. Lineage: Eukaryota; Metazoa; Arthropoda; Insecta; Lepidoptera; Pieridae. Gene Ontology annotation, molecular function: UDP-galactosyltransferase activity. Bases 105 to 1196 code for a protein of 363 amino acids.
AAACUUAAAAUUUUAAUUAUUAUGAUGGAAUAAUUACAUGAUGAAUAAUGUUUAAAUAAUUUGGAAGUAUCUAGAUAAUAUCUAGAGUACAUUGGUUUAUCAAUAUGUUAGGGACAUAUUAUCUAAGAAAGUAUAAAAUCAUGAUACUUUUGAGUAUACUGUUUUUCUAUCUAGGUUGUGGUAUAACUCUUAGUUUUAUACGAAUGGAUUGCGUAGCUGCUUCACAGCAAUUAGCAAAAGAAGCACCAAGUAAAUUUGACAAAAUAGAGUAUGCAGUGUUGGUUUUAAGUGGCCCAGGAUAUGAAGCAAAGAGAGAUGCUAUUAGGGCUACAUGGGCUAACUUUGUGGGAAAUAUUUUUAUUGAAAAUGAGGUGAAGUUGUAUAAAUGGAAUCAUACAUGGGUUGGAUACACUCCUCAACGAGAUUUUAUCAAAGUAUUCUUUGUUGUGGGGACUCAAGGUUUGAGUGGAGUAAAGUUGGAGAGAUUAAAAGCUGAACAUAUGAGAUCAGAUGAUUUACUUCUUCUAGAUAAUUUGGAAGAUAACUAUAAAAACCUUGCUGUAAAAUUAAAACAUUCCCUGCAAUGGGCACAUGCACAUUUAAAAUUUCUAAAGUAUUUAAUUAAAUGUGAUGAUGAUUCUUUCCUUCGGGUUGACUUGAUUGUUAAAGAUUUGGAAGCAUUUGCUCCAAACAUGAAUGACCCAGAAAUACAUAAACAUAUUACCAAAAAGCAUUCAUCAAAUGAGUAUAAAGGAUUAUACUGGGGUUAUUUUGAUGGACGUGCCAGAGUGUACCUUAAUGGGAAAUGGGAAGAAAAAGACUGGUUUCUUUGUGAUACCUACCUCCCAUAUGCUUUGGGAGGUGGGUAUAUUAUAUCCAAAAGUAUUGUGGAUUAUAUAGCUAGGAAUGCUGACUUUUUAAGUCAUUACAACUCCGAAGAUGUCUCAAUGGGUGUCUGGACAGCAGCCCUUGAAGGCAUCAACAGAGUACACGAUAUACGCUUUGAUACGCAAUGGAAGUCUAGAGGCUGCGAAAAUAAUAUGCUUGUGCGACACAAGCAAACACCCACCGACAUGUUUCAAAUGUAUAGAACACUGGUCCAUUCACAUGGGGAAAAAUUGUGUAAGACUGAAAAUGCUUUAAGGAAAUAUUACUUUUAUGACUGGAAUGUUUUACCGAGUAUGUGUUGUAAAUGAAUUGGGACCCAAAUAAUACUCAAUAAAAGAAAAAGUGCCUUUAUACGGCACUAAGCAUUAUACAUUCAAAUUUACCAAUGCAAUAACUUCUAUAUUACCAACAAAUUCAGACAUAGAAUAGAAGCACAGUUCUUAUGGGCGCUCUGAAGACAAAGUUUCUGUGACCCUAAUUGCCGCUUGGCGGUCUGGCAGUCGCGCCAACGUAUUCUAACUUAGGCUUUACUGAACAAUAAGCUACAGGAAGAAGAGAGAGCGAAAGAGACGGAAAUUCCCCCAGUUUAUCAUAACUACGAGAGCGAGAGAGACGAAGUUUCCCCCAGUGUAUCUUAACUACGAGAGCAAGAGAGACAGAGAACGACGCCAGCGCCGCCAAUUACGAAUUAAAUUGUGGGCAGGUCCCACUUGGAAUCGGCACAUGAAAUCCUUAACGUCUGCGCUUCUAUCCUAUGUCUGAAUUCGUUGAUAUUACUACCUACGUAUAUUUUUUUACUAUCGAAUAUACAGUCUAUUUUUUAUGGUGUCAAAAUGGUAGAUGUAAUAUGUCAAAGUCAGAAAACGUCAUGUCAAUAUCUCGUUUUUGACAUAACAUAUGAAACUCAUCAGGGUCAGACAAAUUGACUUUUCGACAGACAUAAUCCUCUAAAGCGCCCUGUAAACGAUCAAAUUUGUUUGUCAAAACUUCACGUUUUCAUCAAACAAUAGCUUAGACGAUCAAACCAAAUAUCAAACAAAUUUGUUAAAUUUCUAGUAGAUUCUGGUUUCUCCUUUCGUGACGUGACGUCGCCGUGCCGAGCGCUUACAAUGAGUAAUUCAGUUGACACAUUUUGGCAUUGACUCUAGCACUGUGUAUCAAGACAAAAAAAAGAAGACAAAAUUAAGAGAUAAAUUCUCUUGUUCUUGUCCAUAUAAUCUUUUUUUUUUUUUUUCAUAACAUCAUAUUACGAUAAACAGAUAUGAAAUGCAACGUAAAUUCUUUGUUCGUAAUAUUGCCACUCAUAUCGUCACUGAGCGUAGCGUCCUCCAUGAUGUCAAUACAACGAGUGAGAUCUUGUUUGACAAACACCGCCGUACACGUUCAAACCUGUUUGUCAAACUCGACAUCAAUCCAGAUUUUCAUCAAACAUUGUUGAUUGUUUGACAAACGCCUCAAACACAGCAAUACACUAUCAAAUAAUUUGACAAACAAUUUGAUCGUUUACAGGGCACAAAAACGAAUUUCUUUAAAAAUUACAUUUGGUCACGCUUUAUCACGUGACCAUACAAAUCCCUUUGGCGGUAGUGUCAUGCCUGUUGAAAUGUGAAUAAGUCUCAAGUCCCAAGAUUAAAUGUAAUAACAAAUACUUAAAAAUAUCUAUUUUGACAUUUCAUAAUGUUUAUCAACCUAGGAAGUCAAUUUGUUUAUGUGUAGAUUUAGCAAAAUAUUUUAUACAAAAACCUGUCAAAUAUCAGGAGUACUCUGUCUUUAGUGUUAAGUACCCUUAGCGUUUGAGAUUAAUAUAGCGGAAAGUUCUUUACGAUUUUUUACAUUUCAAAAUUGUUUGUUUUUUUAGCUGUCAAAAAUUGUUUGCAAUUAAUUACUUAAUAAUUUAGUUAACAUAAGUUUACUAUUGAUCUAAGUAGCCAAUACAUUAGUCGUUUCAUUGGAGAUUCAUUUAA